UUGCUGAUUUCUCAUUUAAAAAAAUCGAAAUAAUUUUAAGAUCUGACGUGAUUGAACAAUUUGGAAUGCGGUAUUGGUUUUUGUAACCGAAAAUCUAUACAAAACACUUGACAAAAAUUUUUUUUGUUGGCCUGUGUAAUUAAUCUAACUAAUAAGAAAGUGCAAAAUAAAAUUAAAAGAGAAGAUGUCUUUUAGACAUGCGUGUUGUCUGAGAAGUAACAUCUAAUCUUUUACCAACGCCACCAAUUAAGUUAACUUUUUUACGUCCAAUUUUUUUUUUUUAGAAAAUAUACCAAAUAUAUAAUUAUUUUUAAAGGGUUUUGGGACUUUCGAAUACGAAAAUGGAAUCAAAACGAAAAUUCAAGAUAACAAAUACAAAGAGUCCUUAAAUUCUAAUCCGUAUAUUGAGACAUUUUCAGUGACGCACGCGAAGUACAUAGUUUUAAAUACGUAAAAUAAAAUUUAAAAAAUAUAACAAAGCGUAUAUCGAAUAAGCACGGAGGAAAAUUUAAAGUUUUUUCGAGUAUUUUACCAAAUAUAUUUUACAAAAUAAAAUGCAAUUGUUUUCUUCUUACACACACUAUAACGCAUCGUACGGCGUGAAUUAUUACGCAGUUUUUAUCUCGAUCUGUGAAGAUUGUUGAUCGCUCGCGGAAUGACAAAUUGAGAAGUUUUCUUCACGAAUAUUCGGCGCGAUGCCAUUCUUGAAGCCGCAGCGAACCACGUGGUGCGAACGGCGAGCAGAGGUUUGCAAGCGAAAUGGCUGGCGCCACGCUAUAUAUUUCCCCGAGACGAAACGUAUCGCCAAAGCGCACUAUAAGGGCGAAUGGAGAAACGAUAAGAGAGAGGGCAAAGGCAUAGGAGUCAACAGCUACGGCUGGAUGUACGAAGGCGACUGGUAUAACGACCUGAGACAUGGCUACGGCGUCCUCAGUAAAAUUACUGAAGACGGUGAGGUGCGCAAAAUGUACGCCGGCGACUGGGCGAGGGGAAAGAAGCAUGGAUUUGGAAGCAAUUGGUACAAGGACGGCAGCUAUUACGAAGGCACGUUUCGGGAGAACAAGAGGGACGGUUACGGCCGGAUUUGGUACAAGUGUGGCAGCGGAUAUUACCAGGGCACGUGGUUAAACGAUCGUUAUCAUGGAGAAGGGAUACUUAUUCAAGAAAACGGUAAUCUUUACGAGGGUCAGUUUACAAAUGGCAAGAAGGAAAGUCGGGGUGUUUUCUACCACCUAGACAGACGUCAAGUGCAAGAGGGUCGUUGGGAGAAUGACGUCUGCGUGAACAGCACGAUAGAGGACGUCGACUGCCGACCGCCAGCUUUACAUCCGACAUUAUACAUUUCAAGGAUAAACGGUCAAGCAGCGAUACACUUAUAA
Molecule: messenger RNA, 1379 nt
Organism: Temnothorax curvispinosus
Lineage: Eukaryota; Metazoa; Arthropoda; Insecta; Hymenoptera; Formicidae
Product: MORN repeat-containing protein 3-like
Exons: 3
Coding region: 696-1379 (227 amino acids)
Source: RefSeq, a predicted model, not a curated record